AUGCUUUAUUGCAUCGGCCUCGGCCUCAGCGAUGAGAAGGAUAUUACGCUAAAGGGACUAGAUAUUGUGAGACGAGCGGAAAGGGUUUACUUAGAAGCAUAUACAAGCAUCCUUAUGGUAUCUCGAGAAAAAUUAGAAGAAUUUUACGGCCGCGAGGUAAUAAUUGCGGACAGAGAGCUCGUAGAAUCCGAUAGCGAUGUGAUUCUGAAAGAUGCGAUUUCAACAGAUAUUGUUUUCCUCGUCGUUGGAGAUCCAUUCGGUGCUACUACACAUCUAGAUUUAUUGCUUCGGGCACGAAGCCUUCAGAUUCCAGUCAAAACCAUUCAUAAUGCUUCCAUAAUGAACGCUGUUGGUGCAUGUGGUCUCCAAUUGUACAAUUUCGGUCAGACCGUUUCAAUGGUUUUCUUCACUGAAACAUGGAAACCGUCAUCCUUCUACGACAAGAUCAGAGAAAACGCUAAGAUAGGGCUCCACAGUCUUAUCUUGUUGGAUAUUAAAGUCAAGGAACAGAGCGAAGAAAAUCUUGCCAGAGGAAAAAAGAUCUAUGAGCCGCCUCGGUACAUGACAGUCUCGCAGUGCGCUAACCAAAUGUUAGCCACCGAAGAGCUUCGUCAAGAAGGAGUAUACAACAAAGAUUCGUUGGCUAUCGGUAUAGCCAGGCUGGGGUCUGAUGAUCAGACCUUUGCCGUCGGGACGCUGGCAGACCUCGCGACUGCAGAUCUAGGCCCACCAUUGCACUCACUGGUUCUUGUUGGUAAGGUUCACGACAUGGAAAUAGAUUUCAUUAGAGAAUUUGCAAUUGAUAGUACUAAGUUCGAUGCGAUGUUUCCGAAGAAAGCAUAA
This is a messenger RNA of Orbilia oligospora ATCC 24927, 843 nucleotides long. RefSeq lists its product as uncharacterized. The record is from RefSeq and is a predicted model, not a curated record. NCBI's taxonomy places the organism in Eukaryota, Fungi, Ascomycota, Orbiliomycetes, Orbiliales, Orbiliaceae. Gene Ontology annotation, molecular function: diphthine synthase activity. Bases 1 to 843 code for a protein of 280 amino acids. The transcript is spliced from 3 exons. Gene Ontology annotation, biological process: protein histidyl modification to diphthamide.